Messenger RNA from Mercenaria mercenaria, 2875 nucleotides. RefSeq names its product neuroligin-4, X-linked-like. Gene Ontology annotation, molecular function: neurexin family protein binding; signaling receptor activity. Gene Ontology annotation, cellular component: synapse; cell surface. Lineage: Eukaryota; Metazoa; Mollusca; Bivalvia; Venerida; Veneridae. Gene Ontology annotation, biological process: presynaptic membrane assembly; modulation of chemical synaptic transmission; postsynaptic membrane assembly. The record is from RefSeq and is a predicted model, not a curated record. The transcript is spliced from 2 exons. The coding region runs from base 200 to 2005 and encodes 601 amino acids.
AGAAGUGUGGUAUUGUACUUGUUCGAAAUUGCUUAAACGUUAUCUACACCAAUGUGAUGCGUUCUAUAUUAUGCACUAUCCUGUAUUUAAUCCGGACGGCUGGUGAAAUUUAUAUGCUAUAUCGUAUGUACAGUUAUCAUACAUAGGGAAUGAAUUGUUAGGGUGUUAAAUAUUUGCUUGUUUCGUGAUACAGAGAAAUAUGGCAAAAUAUUUUCCAGGAAUAUUUAUACUUCUGUGUUUAGUGAAUCCAUUUCUGUCAGCAGAAGUUCCAUCUGUAACUACGGCUCUAGGAACAAUAACUGGAGAAACUAAACGUGUGAUAUUUCAGAAAAAAACAUAUGAUGUCGACAGAUAUCUUGGAAUUCCAUAUGCUAGACCACCUACUGGAGAACUGAGAUUUAAAAAGCCGCAGCCGUAUGGUCCCUUUGUGGAGGCAUACAGUGCUACAAAGUUCGGAUUAUCAUGUCUACAAUCUUUCCUUAUACCUAUUCUACCUGCAGAAAACACAUCCGAAGACUGUUUAUUUCUGAACAUUUAUGUACCACGACAAGAACCCGAUCAGCCUUCAGGUCAUGCGAUCAUGUUCUUUAUUCACGGCGGCGCAUUUUUAAUGGGUUCAGGAAAGAUAUAUGAUGGAGGAGUCCUUUCUUCUGUUGGCAAUGUAAUUGUAGUCACUAUUAAUUACCGACUUGGAUUACUUGGAUUUCUAGAUAUUGACAAUGAAAAAUCAUCGGGUAAUUUUGGCCUUUUUGACCAACGCUUGGCCCUACAGUGGGUUAACGAAAAUAUCGGUGCGUUUGGAGGGGAUAAAGAUAGGGUGACAAUAUUUGGAGAAUCCGCAGGUUCAGUUAGUGUUUCUCUACAAAUGAUGUUUCCACAAAACGAAGAACUCUUCAGAAGUGGUAUUUCGGAGAGUGGAGCUAUAAUGCUGCCUGGUCUGUACCAAGAAAAUAACAUCGAAGUAGCUAAAUAUCAUGCAGAGAUCAUGAAUUGCAAUGUUGAAGACAUGGAUGAAGUUUUCAGUUGCCUUCACUCAGCCACACCUGAAAUUAUAAACAAAGCUGUUUCUGACGCAGUGGCAUCUGACAGUAUGACAACUAUAGUAAAACUUCGUAUUGUUCCGACGAUUGAUGGAGAAUUCAUCAAAACUAAUCCCGCUGACCUGUUUAGGAAAGCGGUAGCUGAAGACUGUGAGGAAAUAAACUUCUUUCGUACACGUAAACUGAUGAAUGGCGUAAAUGGUAAAGAAGGGGCAAUGCUUCUUCUGUCGCUUGGACCAGAUAAUUUGGACGAACUCGAGAUAACUCGAGAACAGAUGAAUACGCUGCAAAUUCCUGGUGCUUUAGCAUUAGUCUAUGGUCAGCGAACUGUUCCUGAAGUUGUGAAACAGCUUUUGAUUGCAGAGUACACGGAUUGGAAAAAUCCUGAUGAUCCCAAAACAAUCCGUGAAGAGCUAAUGCGUCUUUUCGGUGACAUUAAUUUCAAUGUUCCUGCAAUAGAAAUGAGUCGCAUUCAUUCCAAUGCAUCUGAUGUUGACAGUUAUCUUUACAAUUUCGUUCCUGUUUUGGACAAACAUAUAUUUCCGGCACCAAACUGGAUUAAUAUGUCAAACCAUGGGGACGAGUUAGGACCUGUGUUUGGAUACAACAUUGAUUUUGAAGCUCUACUGAACAUAUCUGAUUACACACCUCCAGAGUGGGAGCUCAAGCUGUCCGAGAGAAUGAUGGCAUACUGGACAAACUUUGCAAAAACAGGCGAUCCGAAUAAACCAGUGUCAGAUGCAGUGUCUUCUGUAGUUUGGCCAAAAUAUGACGUCACAUCUCAGUCCUACAUCAAGAUUGACAGGGAGGAUUCUGUUGGUCAAUAUUUGUUUGCAAGAGAAACCGACUUCUGGAAGAACUCUCUAUCAGCCGUGUUCGAUGCUACGGAGCAUGUGCAAACUAUUACAUCACAAUAUGGUAGCAAAGACGAACAAACUUGCGAAAAAGAUGGCACAUGUGGAUAAAUAAAGACUCUGAAAUUAUAUUCGAUGAACAAAAUGUUUUAUUAUAAAAACUUGUAUAUAGACAUUUCUGCACUUAGUUCGUAAUCAAGCCAUUUUAUUUAAAAGCAGUUGCUGCUGAUGGUGAAUCACUUAGAUACGAAAUAAUGUUUUACCACAUCAGGAAAAUUUUUAUUAUCUGUCAAUAUGUUUCACCUUAAAUGAUAUGCUUGCCAUAGAAAACAAAAUAGAAGGAUAUGUCAGACUGACUAAUAUCCCCAUAGUGAAAAUAAAGCAAUACAAACACUUUUAGUUAUAAUGUUGUAAAUUAUUAAUGACUAUUAAAUUGACAUGCUAGUAGUAGUAUAGAGCUAAUUAUCGUCUGCUUUAUAUGAUCAUAAAUUGCUUGACUGGGGUCAUAGACUGCUUUUGUAUCUUGUUAAUAUAGCAUAUUUUGCUUAACAGAAGUUUCAGCCAGCUUUUCUGUUUCGUUUAUAUACAGUCAAACCUGUGUUAAAGACCACCUCCGAACAGAGACCACCUGCCUCUAAAGACCACAUGUUUUGUUUCCCAUUUUAACAUUUAAAGUGUAUUUUAACCUGUGAAUAAAGACCACCUCCCAAUAAAGAACACAUUUUGGCUGUCCGGAGGGUGGUCUUUAUAGAUAGGUUUGACUGUAAACGUAUUUUGCGUUACUGAAGUUAUAGGCAGCUUUUGUACCUGCUUUAUAUGAACAUAUUCUGGGUGACGGAAGUACGUGACAGCUUUUGUAACAUGUUUCGCGUGACUGAAGUUAAAGACCUUUCCUGUAUCUGCUUUAUUUAAACAUGUACGUUUAAAGAGGUUCUUUUUGUUAACAUGCGUGUUUUAUGAACAAUAUAACUCAAGAUUCAC